Messenger RNA from Heterostelium album PN500, 5124 nucleotides. RefSeq names its product bromodomain-containing protein. Gene Ontology annotation, cellular component: nucleus; ribosome. Gene Ontology annotation, molecular function: structural constituent of ribosome; ATP binding; ATP hydrolysis activity. Bases 1 to 5124 code for a protein of 1707 amino acids. The record is from RefSeq and is a predicted model, not a curated record. NCBI's taxonomy places the organism in Eukaryota, Evosea, Eumycetozoa, Acytosteliales, Acytosteliaceae. The transcript has 6 exons. Gene Ontology annotation, biological process: translation; positive regulation of transcription by RNA polymerase II.
AUGAGAUCAGAUACAGAAAAUAAAGAGAACGAUAUUGAUAUCACUCAAAAUAAUAAUAAUAAUAAUAAUGCUUUAACAAAAGUAACAAGAUCAUUCUCUGGUAGAAAGAGAUCAAAUAGUACAAAUUCAAAUAUAGAUACAACAACAACAAACAAUGAUAGUGAAGAUCAUAAUGAUGAUGACAAUGAUAAUAAUAAUAAUAAUAAUAUUAAUAGAUCAUUAUCACCUCCAUCUACAAAAGUGAUUAUUCGUUUAAGUAAAAGGAAAUUAAUUAGAGAGUCAUUAAAGAAAGAUCAUUAUCCAAUCUAUGACGAGACUAAUCAUGAUGAAGAAGAAGAAGAGGAGGAAGAGGAACAUGGAGAGGAGGAAGAAGAACAUGAAGAACAUGAAGAAGAGGAAGAAGAGCAAGAAGUAUAUGAAGGAGAAGAAGAACAUGGGGAGGAGGAGGAAGAAGAACAUGAAGAAGAGGAAGAAGAAGUAGUUGAUUCAAAAGUAGAAAAGAGAUUCAAUCUUAGACCUAGAGUUAAUCUAAAGAGACUGUUUAAUACCGAUGAAGACGAUGAAGAAGAGGAAGAACAAGAAUAUUAUAGUAAUAGAUCAACACGAAGACAAUCAAGUACAAGAAGAAAUCAACAACAACAACAGCAAGAGCAUCAACAACAACAAACACUUAGUAAAAGAUAUAUUAGACCAAAGGUUGAAGAAGAAGAAGAAGACGAAGUUUUUCAAGCUGCAGUUACUACGAGAGCGGGUAGACUGAUAAAAAGACCGAGAUAUCUUAUAGAGGAAGAUAUUGAAGAAGAUGUAAGAUCAUCCAGACAACAAUCUUCACCAACUUCUACAUCUAGGAGACAACAACAUCAACAUCAACAACAUUCACCACAACAAUCAGAACCACAACCUUCAUUUAGAUCAAAGAGAUUACAACAGCAACAACAGAGAAAGAGAGUUGAUUUCGACGAAGAGGAAGCAGAUGAUCAAGAACAUCAUCAUCAACAACAGCAACAGCAACAACAACCAAAUUUAACAUCAAUCAAAACAAGAAGAUCUUUGGAUUUAUCAAAUGUAGAUGUAUCCAGCUUCCUCAAUCGAAACAAAAAGUCAACCGCCAAACAUUCUUCAAUACAAGAUAUAAAUGAUCAACUGCAACAACAACAAUCUCACAACUUACUUUCACCUUCGAAGAAACAACAACAACUGCUUGCAACUAGUAAAGAUGAUAUUGAUAUUGUUGGAAGUGGAUCAGUUAAUACAGAUGAUAUAAAUAGUAAUGAUAACACUACAGCUACAAAUACGACUUCGACUACUUCUACUUCUUCAACAACAGCAACGACAUCAACGGCAACGACACCAUCUCCGGCAAAAGGAGGAGCAUCAAGAUCAAGAUAUAAAAGUACAGGAUUGGAAAUGGAAUUACCACCUAUCAAUUCGCGGCGUGUAAGAACACCAACGAGCAGAUAUAUGGUAACGGAUUACACUAGGACAACACCGGCUCGAUCGAAACCACUGCCCGUUCCACAUCGUUGGCGAAACAAUCAAAACACAUCGAAUAGCAAUGUUGUUGAUUCCGACGACGAUGACAAUGAUAAUAUCGAUAACUUUCAACCACUUGCUAGUAAUAAUAUUAACAAGAGGAAUACAACAACAACUGCUACUACAUCAUCAAAUAGCAAUGCUCCACUUCCAAUCAAUCUCAAUGAUACUGAACCACUGGGUGUUGAUACCAGUACAACUUUCAACUCUGUCGGUGGAUUGGAUACUCACAUCCGACUGCUCAAGGAGAUGCUCAUACUCCCGCUGGUCUACCCAGAGGUAUUCUCAAAGUUUAAGAUUCAACCGCCGAAAGGCGUGUUGUUCUACGGUCCGCCAGGAACCGGUAAGACUUUGUUGGCGCGUGCACUCGUCAAUGAGUGCAAUUUGCGUGGCGGACAAAAAGUAUCGUUCUUUAUGAGAAAAGGUGCCGAUUGUCUGAGUAAAUGGGUUGGUGAAGCGGAGCGUCAACUGCGAAUGCUCUUUGAACAAGCGAAAUCGAUGCAACCCUCUAUUAUAUUUUUCGAUGAAAUCGAUGGAUUGGCACCGGUGCGUUCGUCGCGCCAAGACCAUAUUCACAGCAGCAUGGUAUCUACGCUGCUCGCGCUGAUGGACGGUCUCGACAAUCGUGGACAGGUCGUGGUGAUUGGCGCGACCAACCGAAUCGACUCGAUAGAUCCGGCACUCCGCCGACCUGGCCGAUUCGAUCGUGAACUGCUCUUCACGCUCCCCAAUAAAGAGGCGCGAAGAAAGAUACUUUCGAUCCACACUGAGAAGUGGGAGCCGGCGCCCGACCACGACACGAUCGACAGCAUAGCGGAUCGCGCAGCCGGCUAUUGUGGCGCGGACAUCAAGUCGUUGGCAAGCGAAGCAGUGCUUGUAUCUCUCAGAAAAACCUAUCCACAGAUCUACCAGACCGCCGACAAACUGGCGCUGAACAUCGAUACUAUUCGCGUCGGAAAAUCCGAGUUUGUCGAAGCGAUGCAAACCAUUGUGCCGAGCUCGAAGCGAUCGGUCCAAUCGUUUGCCAAUCCACUGUCGCCAUCGACCAAACCACUAUUACAACCAAGUCUAGAACAAGCACUUCAUUUAGUUGAUUCAAUAUUUCCAUUUCUCCAACAGCAACAGCAACAACAAACAACCUCCAAGUCUGCAACGCCAACCAGCGUUUAUCGUCCGAGAAUGUUAAUCUGUGGAGAUCAAGGACUUGGUCAAAUAUUGAUUGGCAAUGCGAUAUUAUAUCAGUUGGAGGAGUUCCCAUCGUUUAGUAUCGAUAUUUGUUCGCUGCUGGCCGAUCCCGUUGCCAAGUCUAUUGACGAAUCUUGCAGUCGCACUCUGACAGAAGCCAAGAAGGUAAGUCCGAGCGUGCUCUAUCUUCCAAACAUCGAUCGAUGGUGGGAAACCUCUGACUCACUUGUACAUACACUCCUGACCUAUCUCAACAACAUCGAUGCCAAUCAACCGCUAUUCAUCAUCGCUACCAUCGAACAACCGAUCGAUGAGAUACCUCACGCGAUUUCAGUGCUCUUCCAAUGUAGAGAUGAUAGUAUACUUGAAAUAGAUUAUCCAAAUCAAGAAACAUUGAGAAACUACUUUAAAAAUCAAUUGUUAGAUAUUAAAGAAGCUAUUUAUCAAUUUGCGUUGAGUAAACAUAUUACAAAGAAAGUUUUAGUUCAACUACCUGUUGUCCCGAAUACCAAUGAGGAAAAGAGAGAUAUCAAAAGAGAUAAUCAACUACUUAGACAACUUAGAAUUUUAUUAAGAGAGGUAUUGGCAAAGAUUAUCUAUGAUAGAAAGUUCUAUACAUUCUUUAAAGAUGUUAGUAUUCAACAAUAUCCAGAAUAUUAUGAAUUGAUAAAGAAUCCGAUGAGUGUAUCUUCUAUCUCCAAUAACUUGGAGAAUCAUAAAUACACGACGGUAUCGUCAUUCCUCUCGGAUAUCGAUUUGAUUGUUAUCAAUACUAUCGAGUACUACCAGGUGCAUGAUCCCAAUGGAAUCGACGGUGCUAAAGCGAUAUCGAGAGCGAAGCAACUCCAAGACGAAGUCUAUGCCAUGGUCGAUCAAAUCGAUCCGACACUCAUAUCGACCUGUGAGAAUAUCACGCUCAAGCGAGCGAGCGAUGCCAAUCAUGGAAAACCACCAAUGAAUAAUCAUACAGACUAUGGUACAACUGUUAGAGAAAGAGAUAACAACAAUAAUAAUAGCAAUAACAAUGAUACAGCUACUCAACAAGAUCAACAAAAUAACAACAACAACAGUUUUAAACUAUUCACAAGAAGUGCAAGACUUAGAGGAGAAGGUUCUGAAAUCACCAAAGAAAUGAUGGAUUCAUUUAUGAAACCUAUUAGAAGAAAGAAACACUCCUCAGAUGCAAAUAAUAACAGUAGCAACAAUAACAACAGCAACAGUAAUGCAACUUCACCUAUUUUAAAUAACACAAGCUUACCAACAACUCCAACCACUCCACACGUGGAAGAUCAUCAAGAUAACCAAGAUCAUCAUGACAACGAUAAUAAUAGCAGUGUUGAUGAAAUAACAAAACACAUUGAUAUAGAUCACGAAGAUGAUAACAACAAUAGCAACAAUAACAACAAUAAUAAGGAAGAAAAUAAUAAUAUUAAUAAUAAUCAUGUAAAUGAAGAGAAUGGUAGUAAAGAAACUAUGGAUAUAGAUAUGAAUUCAAUUGAUAAUGAUGAUCAUGAAACUACUAGUGCAACAACAACAACAACAACAACUACUACUACUACUACAACUACAACAACAAAUCAAAAUGGUCAUACUGACAAUAACAAUAAUAACGAUAAUAAUAAUAAUGUAGAUAAUGAAGAUAAUAAUAAUAAUAGUGUAGUGGUUGAAACAGAAGAAAUAGUGAUGGAUGAAAAUAUAGAGUGGUAUAGAACUGUAAAUAGUGAGGUAGAAGAAGAUUUUAUUCAGAAAAUGGUCGGGUUGGCUCAUAACAAAACAAUUGAAAAUCUGUUGUGUCACCAAUCGAAAUCAUUUGAUAUUAAAAUGAUUUAUCAUCAAAUGGGAUAUAGAAAACUCUCUAGAGAGACAGCACAUAGAAUGUUGAUGUUGAGAACAAUGGUUACACAGUUGAUUCAACACGAACGUAUCAAGACUACUCUACCAAAGGCAAAAGAGUUGACCAGAAUGGCAGAUAAAAUCAUUACAAUCGCAAAGAGAAACACACGUGUUGCACACAAGUUGGCAUACGGUAUGGUGACCGACCGUCAGGUGCUACCAAAGUUGUUCAAGCAGUUGCGACUUCGUUUCUUGGAGCGUCCAGGUGGAUACACUCGUGUCUUGAAAUGCGGAUUCAGACCGGCCGACAAGGCACCGAUGGCUUACAUCGAGUACGUAGAGAACGACCUCACUCCACUCCGUGACCACAAGGCAAACAACGCCAAGUUUGGAAUGGUCGUAGAGGACGUCGAACAAGGCAAAAAGUUUAGCUUCACCGAGAAAGCCACGGGAAGAGUAUUGUCAUCGGCUAUCUCACUCAACAACCGUUUGAAAAAAACAGAAUUAUUUAGCAAAGAACAAGAACAACUGGAAAAGAAGAAAUUAAUUGAAGAUUUAAAGAAAUCAGUAUAA